Mizuhopecten yessoensis (Yesso scallop) is the source of this 4262-nucleotide messenger RNA. RefSeq names its product exportin-6-like. The transcript is spliced from 24 exons. Lineage: Eukaryota; Metazoa; Mollusca; Bivalvia; Pectinida; Pectinidae. The record is from RefSeq and is a predicted model, not a curated record. Gene Ontology annotation, molecular function: small GTPase binding; nuclear export signal receptor activity. Gene Ontology annotation, biological process: protein export from nucleus. The coding region runs from base 143 to 3562 and encodes 1139 amino acids.
GAUCAUGGAGGAAGCAAAGGAUGACACAUGUGUGGGAUGUCGGCAUGUUUUAAUGAAAAUCAAGUUGCCAUAGACAUUUGUCCCUCGAAAACAUUACUUUCACGCGAGGGCAUUGUAGCAAAGAACCUGCGAUACUCCCAAAAUGGCCUCCAGUAAAGAAUCUCUAGGGGCCUUGGAGAAUCUCAUGAAUGAAUUUUUUGGGCCAGCCACAUCUAAUGAAAGAAAGAGAGAAAUAGAGGAAAUCCUACAAAAUUUUACUCAGACCAAAGAUUCUUGGCAGCACUGUCUGUACUAUCUAGGCAACACCAACAAUGAGUUUGUGAUGAUGUUCUGUUUGACUGCCAUUGAAAAUUUGAUUCACAAGCAAUGGGUUGGAUUUCAUGGACAAGCCAAACUUGAAAUACGUACCCGGUUGAACCAGUUCCUGCUUGACCACCACAAUCAUUGUCCAUCCUUUAUUAAGUUUAAACUGGUCAAACUUGUUGUGGACAUUGGCCGUAUAGACUGGCCACAUUUCUAUCCAGAUUUCUUCAGCAGUAUUUUGGAGUUGGUGCAACGAUCUGAGACCACCAUGCUUGGAAUAAUCCUGCUGCACACAGCCUCUGAGGAACUGGCCUCACCUCGCGAGGACCUCAGCAUGGACAGGAAAGAGGAACUACAGCGCCUCCUACUGGUGCAAGUACCCACUAUUCUUUGCCUCCUAAACACUACACUUGAAGCUAUACUGGAGAAGCACCGACACCUUGUGGCUGCCACGCCCCCUCCCUCCCCCACUCAGGGAGGGAACGAGACUCCUUCGCGAAAAUCCUCCUGGAUGUUGUUUUCCUCCUCGCCUGCAGCCGACAGUCUCCUAAGUAACAUGUUUAAAUCACCAGGAAAUCGUGUUCAAUUGGAGGCAUUGCCUCCCCUAGAUAACUCUUCAAAGGAAGUGUGUAGUCUAGCUCUACAUUGCCUCGCAGAGUAUUUCAGCUGGAUUCCACUGUCAUCCACCAUCACACCUUCAUUGCUUAGUACCAUAUUUCAUUUCGCAGGAUUUGGAUGUGAAGCCAAAAAAGCUGUUAAUUCCAAUCGGACCACAAACUUUAGUUCUGACACGUCGUCCCUGGGGAUUUGGGCGAUGAACUGUAUAAAUGAGCUUUUAUCAAAAAAUUGUGUUCCCCAGGAAUUUGAAGACUUUUUACUACAGAUGUUCCGACAGACUUUUUACCUGUUACAAAAGCUCACCAAGGAUAGCAGUACAAAUGCAACAGGGAAUAGGCUAUCAGAAAUUGAUGAAAGUUAUAUUGAAAAAUUCACAGAUUUUUUAAAGUUAUUUGUGAGUGUUCAUCUGCAAAGAUUUGAAGCCAACCUACAAUUUCCUGUUUUGGAGUUUCUAGCAUUACUACUCAAGUACACUUUUAGACAGCCAACAUAUGAAGGGUAUUUCAACUGCCUGGACACAUGGAAUACCUUCCUUGACUACUUGCACACCAAGUUAAAGGAGAGGACCACAGACAGCAAUCUACUCGUGGCCAGAUACCAGGAGGCGCUGCUGUCCCUAGUGUCUCACAUCCUACAGAAGUUACAGUUCCGCUUCAAUCAGUCACAGCUCGAGGAACUGGACGAUGAGGUUCUGGAUGAUGAUUCUGAAACAGAAUGGCAGCAUUUUCUACGGCAAAGUUUGGAGGUGGUUGCCAAAGUUGCAGAAAUUCUCACAGCAGAUGUUUUCAGGUUACUUUAUGAGCCGUUCCGGGAGCACCUGGAGAUCUACCUGGGACUGGAACGAUACUUGACUAAUGGUGGCCAGGGGCGACACCUGACAGUAACGGCAGAGAACGAGUGUCGUCGCCUUCACUGCUCCCUUCGCGACCUGUCAUCCCUACUUCAGGCACUUGGUAGGCUGGCAGAGCAUUUCAUCGGAGAGAAAUUCCCGGACAGAUUCACAGACGGGACCAUGCUGAUAUCAAGGUUGAUCCACACAGUGGUCUACGGUACAAAAACCCGCCUGUUUGAGGUGAUGUCAAGUGUACAGAAUGUCCUCCAUACAGACUUCAUUGGAGUCCAUGCUCAGGCGAUUGCAUCAGUGAAGGCAUUCGCUCAUUGGUUGGGUCAGUAUCACAGCGAGUCCCAGCGUGUACCGGAGGAGAAGGAGAAGUUUGCAACACUUACAUCAUCACUACUCGACUCUCUCCUACCUCUCAUCACUAAGGAGACGCCAGAGAAGAUAAUCCACUCUGCAGUCCACCUGGUGUUAUCUAUAGCCACUACAGUCCGGCCACGGUUCUUACUCCAACUGACCAGUAUUCAGUCCAUGUUCCAGGUGGCGAGCCAGGGAGGCUACGACCAUCUUUCCAACGAGGUUCAGCUGUUACUGUACCGAUCUCUGAGUCACUGCCUGCUGUUAGCCUGGCCUAAUUUGUCUGAUGGAGAACAAGACUGGGGCAGUCGUGCUGCCCACCACGUCACAUUUGUGGGUCAGCUGUCGCGCAACUUCCUUCAGCUCAAACCAAGGGUGGCUACUCUGGCCUCUAACAAGGCUCUACAGGAGGAGGCUAAACCAAUCAUUAAGAAGACACUGCACAUUUUUGAGGACUGGAUUGAGGCUAUAGCGGGAGAGGUGGUGCGAAGUAAACAGCUGUGUUACCAGUCCCUACAGGAAGUCAUACAGGUGGCGCUGUCAGUCUUUCCUGUCUACCUUCAGCAGCCAGAUGUUAUUGAUAACUUCAUGAGUUUUUUCUUGGCAUUAUUCCAAGGACUGAGGGUCCAGAUGGGAGUGCCAUUUACUGAGCAAACAAUUCAGACUUUUAUGGGGCUGUUCACAAGAGAACAGCUGGCAGAGACAAUCAGUCAUGGUAGCAGUGCAGCUCAGGGAGUAAUAGAGAAAUUUCUGAAGAUUUUAGAGCUGAUUGUACAGGAGCCAGGCUCUGCCUUCAAAGCUUUCCUACCCAAUGUGAUAUCUAUAUGUAUGGAUCAUGUAUAUCCCAUUAUUGCCCAGCGUCCAACUCCCGAUAUCAAACAAGGGCUGUAUGAGCUACUACACACUCUUUUGAUGAACAAUUGGCGACACUUCUUCAAAGGGUCAGUUUUAACCAUGUUACAGACUAAAACAGAGGAGGUAGUGAAUGCUGAUCAAUUUACACUUAUCAUGCAGUCGUACGGACAGUCCUUUCUGCAGUCUGAUAUUGAAGUGUUUAGACAGAACCUCAACUCUCUGCAGCAACUCAACUCAAAGUGGAGGCUGUACCAGAAGCCGAUCUUCAAGGAUGUGAUGUUGUUCCAGUUUACAAGUGUGCUUCUCCAAGUUCUAGUCCACAGGUCACAUGACCUUCUCCAAGAGGAAAUCGUCAUGACCAUAUACAACAUGGCAUCUGUAGACUUUGGGAAAUUUUAUUCAGAAUUUUUACCACGGUUCGUUGGUGAUUAUGAUGGCCUGGAUGCUAACCAGAAAACAAUACUGGGCCAAAAUUUCAGGCUUGAUCAGGACUUGCCAUCGUUUAUGCAGAGUGUCCAACGCCUUGUAAAUGAUCUGCGUUUCUACAAACUUGUGAACAGCAGUUUACCAGAAGGCUCUGUCAAUUUCUAACCAAAUCCCACCAUGUACUGCUGAGAUUAGGAACAAGUUCUCUCCAGCUCUGCUGUUGGACGAGAAAUAAAAAAAAACACUUUCCUAUUGAAAACAAAUGCCUAUCAUGAAGUUCCUACAAGGAGCGUACUGAGAUAAAUAGUAACAUUCACUCUCUAUCCAAGCUUUCAGGCGUAGCCCUUCAUCAGGGAUUGAUGACAGAAGAGUGAUGACCAUGCCAUCCCUGAUGGCGGGCGGAGUCCAAAAGCUUGGAUCCAGAGUGAGUUGCUAUUUAAUGUAACACUGACAUAUCAACUCCAAGCUCUGGAGAUGAAAUAGAUAUCUGUGUUUAACUGUGCAAUCAACUGUAAUAAUGAGUUAAUACAGUUUGAAUUGGAAAUUUUAAGCUUUAUACUGAACUGAGAGAGCUCCAUUAAUAAGUCAGUUUAUGUUGCAUGAUUCUUAGCAUCCUGGUAUGAUUUACCUGCCAGCUAAUUGUGGACUUGGCUGUGAUUUACCGGAGACAUAUCAUGUACCUAUGUGGACUAUAAAGUAUACUUUACCUAAGAGAUACAUUAUGUACCUAUUUGUGGACUAGGCUAUGAUUUACCUGAGAUGUACAAUAUUGUGGCUGCAGGUUUGUUAUGUAAAUAGUUUGAGUUUGACUCAUGUUUAUACCAGUGAAUCAGUACGUUAGUAAAAAAUGAUUUUAUGUAAUUUU